Messenger RNA from Strongylocentrotus purpuratus (purple sea urchin), 613 nucleotides. RefSeq lists its product as uncharacterized. The record is from RefSeq and is a predicted model, not a curated record. NCBI's taxonomy places the organism in Eukaryota, Metazoa, Echinodermata, Echinoidea, Camarodonta, Strongylocentrotidae. Bases 1 to 501 code for a protein of 166 amino acids. The transcript has a single exon.
AUGUUAUCGUUCUGCACAGGAAGCCAAGAUAAGAAGGCCAUGCGUCUUCAUCGGAACAUCAUGGUGUGCAGUGGAAUUGCCGUGGCCAGCUGCGUCACCCACAUAUACGGUGCUUUUGGUGUGUUUGGUAUCUACUCUGACUUGGUGGUGGUUCCAGCGUGGCCCUGGUGGGUAUUCCAGACCCUCAUGAGGCUUGAAGAGAUUCUCAUGGCUGUUCUCGUCUUUAAACUCGCUGGCAAAGCUAAGAAGGUAACCCAAGAUCGAGACGCAAAACAAACAGGUAUCUCCAGGAUGUUUCAUUCAGCCAUUGAGCGUAUCAACCCAAGUGGUAGGUACGCAAGAAGGAAACAAGUGACACCACUGACGUCAGCAACCGACUGUAGGGGAACCCCCUCACCAGAUGGGGCCAAGAAGGCCUGGGCUAGAGGCAAGGAGGUUACAAGUUGCGUGGGUAGUGUGACAGUGGGAGACUUCGGUGGCCUGCCUCCCGUCAAGCCAUGAGUGCAGCUGACAAAAUAUGUCCUAACUUUGUAACAUUAUCCCUAGCAAUACAGAUUGGCAUAUGUGACUUUGUUUUCGUAGAUAUCUUUCUUAAUUUUCGAAGAUUCAUGUA